UGCGUGUGUGUGUUGACCGGAAAGCCUAUGCGAAUGUUUUUGACAAACUUCAAACGCAAAUAAAAAAAAGUACAAAGUGUUACUUUACAUAUUUAGUGCUAUAUUUAGACCAACAACGUUAGUUUUAGGCUGAUAGACUCACGAACGAAAGUUUGACGAAGCACGAAGAAAGAAAGUAAACAUGUCAGACCCGGAACUUGAGGCGAUACGACAGCAACGGUUAGCUCAAUUACAGUCUCAGUACAAGAGUAACAAUGCGGACGACAAAGAAGCAAUGGAAGAGAGGAAGCAGCAGAUGGAAGACAUGAAGAAUUCUAUAUUGACACAGGUGUUGGAUCAAUCAGCCAGAGCAAGAUUGAACACACUUUGUCUUGGAAAACCAGAGAAGGGGAGAAUGGUAGAAGAGAUGCUCCUGAGUAUGGCACAACGUGGACAAUUGUCUGGCAAGCUUGGAGAGAAGGAGCUAAUCAGUUUACUUGAAAGUAUAAAUCAACAAACGAAACAAAAGAAGACUACUGUCAAAUUUGAUAGAAGAAGAGCGGCACUAGACUCCGACGAUGACACGGACUUAUAGCAGCCGUAAAUCUUUUAUUUAAGGUUUUACUUAAAUCAGCGAAGUGUAAUUUUCCUCUUGAUUUAUCCCCGCAGGUAAAUGCGUUACGAUGCAUGUUACUUUUACGCUUAAUUAUAUAUUAUCACGUAUGAAAUAAAACUUAUUAACAUCAAUCA
Ooceraea biroi (clonal raider ant) is the source of this 729-nucleotide messenger RNA. RefSeq names its product programmed cell death 5 (gene PDCD-5). Gene Ontology annotation, molecular function: DNA binding. The record is from RefSeq and is a predicted model, not a curated record. Gene Ontology annotation, cellular component: nucleus; cytosol. NCBI's taxonomy places the organism in Eukaryota, Metazoa, Arthropoda, Insecta, Hymenoptera, Formicidae.